Messenger RNA from Thyridium curvatum, 2913 nucleotides. RefSeq lists its product as uncharacterized. Gene Ontology annotation, cellular component: cytoplasm; membrane. Gene Ontology annotation, biological process: protein folding in endoplasmic reticulum. Lineage: Eukaryota; Fungi; Ascomycota; Sordariomycetes; Thyridiales; Thyridiaceae. The record is from RefSeq and is a predicted model, not a curated record. The coding region runs from base 1 to 2913 and encodes 970 amino acids. The transcript has a single exon.
AUGCGACCGCAGUCGCCCGGCCGCCUCCAGUCCUUACUCGUGGUGGCGGCGGCGGCGCUGCUGCUGGGCUCCUCAUGCGACCCCUUCACCGCCGUCGCUGCGGCGGAGUCCCCCGCGCCCGGUGUGGGAGGGAGCCGCGCUCCGAUCGCGGGCCCGGAGCAGUGCGAGUCGAGGACGAUCAACUACAUAACACACACCCUGCCGCAACAGUGCCUGCGGACGAACUGGCCCGGCCAGGACCCCACGGCGGCGACGGGCGCGGCGCCGGCCGACGUGCAGAACGCUACGGCGGGAGAGGAGCAGGCGGCGGACAAGGACAAGGACAAGGACAAGGACAAGGACAAGGACAAGGACAAGGACAAGGACAAGGGCGUGGUAGAGGAUGACGAUGGGCAGGAUCUGGCCACCAGCUCCUUCAUGUCCUUCGAGGAGUGGAAGGAGCUGCAGCUGCGCAAGUCGGGACAGGACCCGGCGGACCUCCAGGCGCGCAGGAAGCAGGAGCACAGGGCCGACGGCUACAGCGGCUCGUCCAACGGCAACCUCGACAGCCUGGACGAUGACGGCGAGAUCUCUCUCGACUUCGACGCGCUGUCGGAGAAGGUCUCCGAGCUGACCUCUGGGUCCGGCCCGGCUGCCGACUCCCCCAGAGAAGAGGCCAGGGGCAGGGACGCCGUCCUCUACGACGACGGCAGGACGCAGUACUACCGCAGCAAGGACGCAGGCAAGACGUGCAAGGAGCGCUUCUCCUACGCCUCCUUUGACGCCGGCGCCACGGUCCUCAAGACGAGCGCCGGCGCUAAGAACGCAAAGGCCAUCCUCGUCGAGAACAAGGACUCGUACAUGCUGCUCGAGUGCAACACGCAAAACAAGUACUUCAUCGUCGAGCUCAGCGACGACAUCCUCGUCGACACCGUCGUCCUCGCCAACUUUGAGUUCUUCUCGAGCAUGAUUCGCCGGUUCCGCGUUAGCGUCAGCGACCGGUACCCCGUCAAGCUCGAGAAGUGGAAGGAGCUCGGCGUCUUCGAGGCCAGGAACUCGCGCGACAUCCAGCCCUUCUUGAUCGAGCACCCGCAGAUCUGGGCCAAGUACAUCCGCAUCGAGCUGCUUACGCACUACGGUAACGAGUACUAUUGCCCCGUUUCGCUGUUCCGGGUUCACGGCACCCGUAUGCUUGAUUCGUGGAAGGAGAGCGAAGGCGGCCGUGACGAUGACGACGAAACGUUUGAGAGCGUGCAGGAUGUCGCUGAGCGGCCCCAGGCCGCCGUCAGCGAGCCAGCAGUGGAGGAGCCGCCCAAGGAGGCCGUGGCGCAUCAGGAGUACGAGCCCUUCUCUGCCAAGUACGAGCUGUCGCCUUGGAACCCCAUCUUCUACACCGAGGCGUCAAGCCAUGUCUGUCCCAUCUCCUUGGCACCCACGGAGACUUCUCCAUCGCCUCCUACCAAUGGCGAGGACGGCCAAGGCGGCUCCGGCGACACAGGCGCAAGCACCACACCACCCUCCAAUGAUGGCUCAAUAUCGAGCGACGAGGCUGUCACGAAGGCAUCUGGGGACUCGGCUCAAGCCCAACAGGCUUCAGCAUCCUCGUCCAGAUCAUCUGCAAACGCAGGGAGCGGCCCUACAUCCUCUCCUUCCCCUGACACCAACAAACAUACCCAACCAGACCACAGCAACACCUCAGAUGGACCGACGCAAUCCGCACCGCCCUCCAAACUACCACCAACGACCAGCACAUCCACCCCAGCUGCAUCCUCUCAGCAACCAAAGCCGAGUAGUAAGAAUAACAACAACAACAACAACAACAACAAGAAGGCACAGCCAUCCUCAACACGAACAACCCAGAGGUCCCACAAACCUACCACCCUCCUCCCUAAACCCUCCCACCAACAGCAGAACCACCACGUCUCCUCCCGCAACCGCACGUCCUCAAGCUCAUCCACCCCCUCCGACAAGGGAGGAAGCAACGCCAACGGCGGCAGCGGCUCCACGCCACCGCCGCCCAACCCGUCCCCGACGGUCCAAGAGUCCUUCUUCAAGUCCAUCACCAAGCGCCUGCAGCUCCUCGAGUCCAACACCUCCCUCUCGCUCCAGUACAUCGAGGACCAGUCGCUCUUCCUGCGCGAGGCCCUGGGCAAGAUGGAGCGCCGCCAGAUCGCCCGCGUCGACGCCUUCCUCGACUCGCUCAACGGCACCGUGCUCGCCGAGCUGCGCGCCGUCCGCCAGCAGUACGACCAGGUCUGGCAGUCGACCGUCAUCGCCCUCGAGUCGCAGCGCGAGCGCUCCGAGCGCGAGCUCGUCGCCCUCUCGGACCGUUUGUCUUUGCUCGCCGACGAGGUCGUCUUCCAGAAGCGCAUGGCCAUCCUCCAGGCCGUCCUGCUGCUCUCGUGCCUCGUCCUCGUCAUCUUCUCGCGCGGCAUCGCCGGCAGCGGCAGCUUCGUCUUUGGCGCCGGCGACUCGCGCGGCGGCGCGGCCGCCCUGCUCGACCUCGCCCUGCUGCACCAGUACGGCGGCGGCGCCAUGAUGGGCUCGCCCACCACGUCGCCCUACCGAGGCGGCGGCGCCGGGUCCGGCGCCGGUGACGCCCGGGCCAGAGCCCUGUCCCGUAGCAAGUCCUACCCCGACAAGGUCCUGCCCCUGACGCCGACCUCCGAGUCUGCCAGUCGGGAAGGGUCGCCGCCGACCGCCCAGCCAGCUUACUUUGAAGAGGAAGAGAAGAACUGGAACUCGGCCAAGGCCGAUAGCUUGAACGAAAUGGCCGUUGACGGGCCCAGCUCAAUAGAGCAGGACAAAUCCGAAGAGCAAGUGCAUGGAGACUGCGAGGAUGGAGAGAUGAGGUCGAUACCCACGAUAACCACCACCUCACUUGUUGGAACGGCUAGGAAACCGUUACCAGCAUUGCCAGAAGACCCAAGUUAA